Molecule: messenger RNA, 2893 nt
Organism: Maniola jurtina (meadow brown)
Lineage: Eukaryota; Metazoa; Arthropoda; Insecta; Lepidoptera; Nymphalidae
Gene: bur
Product: GMP synthase [glutamine-hydrolyzing]
Exons: 16
Coding region: 416-2533 (705 amino acids)
Biological process (GO): GMP biosynthetic process
Cellular component (GO): cytosol
Molecular function (GO): ATP binding; GMP synthase (glutamine-hydrolyzing) activity; GMP synthase activity
Source: RefSeq, a predicted model, not a curated record
CUAACAAACUGACAUAAACAUAUCCCAAAGUCAUAACCCUCUUUUUUCUUUGCUGAACCCAGUUAAAAAAAGGCAACUGCCACAUAAAAUCUUUCUCUUUCACAGCAGUGUAGCACAGCUUAUGUUUAUAGAUUAGUACGCUAGCAUCAUGUGGGAUGCUUUCUAUAAAUAACCAUUCUCACUCACAACUCAAAUGUGUUCACAGUCUUUUAUUCUCGCAGCUAAUUUUCAUAUUUAAAUACCUAACAAUAUCUAGUACUGUUUUGCAUUUUUAAUGGGUUUUUAAAUUGGGUGUUUUACAGUGCAAUGACUGGUUUCUAAUUUCUUUUGUAUGUGAGUGUGACUUGUGGUUUUUGACAGUGCAAAAUGACAUUGUAUGCCGUGAUGGAUUUUUGCUAUACAUUGUUGUGUUGUAAUGAUUGGAUUUAAGAGUUUAUGGAAUAAGUGCUGCUGGCGAGUUGGCGAAAUGCACACAGCCAGUACCGAGGGACAGUACCGCGGUGCCAAUGGAGCAGCCCACGGACGAGACAAGGUGGCCAUAUUGGAUGCUGGAUCACAAUAUGGAAAGGUGAUAGAUCGAAGAGUGCGCGAGCUAUGCGUGGAAUCGGAUAUCCUGCCUCUGGACACGCCGGCCUACCACCUCAAGGAGGCCGGCUACCGCGCCAUCAUCAUCUCCGGGGGCCCCAACUCCGUGUACGCGGAGGACGCGCCCAGAUACGAUGCCGACAUAUUUAAGAUUGGCCUCCCAGUUCUGGGAAUCUGUUAUGGUAUGCAAAUGUUGAACAAAGAAUUUGGUGGCUCAGUGCUGCAAAAAGAAGCCCGCGAGGAUGGACAAUAUGAAGUCGAAGUAGAAACUACAUGCCCGUUAUUCAAUCGUCUAGAGAAGCUGCAGCCAGUACUGCUGACGCACGGCGACAGCGUGCAGAAAGUCGGCGAUCGAUUCCGCGUGGGCGCGCAGUCCUCCAACCAUCUCAUCGCGGCCAUCUACAACGAGCAGAUGCGCCUGUAUGGCGUGCAGUUCCACCCAGAGGUGGACCUAACCCCAAAAGGCAAACAAAUGCUCUCAAAUUUCCUGUUCGACAUAGCAGGCAUGUCGCGCACGUUUACACUGCGCUCGUGCCGCGAGGCCUGCGUGCAAUACAUCCGCGACACCGUCGGUGACAACAAAGUGCUUGUGCUUGUAAGCGGUGGCGUGGACUCAACAGUGUGCGCUGCGUUACUCAGGACAGCUUUACGCGAGGACCAAGUCAUCGCGUUACACAUCGAUAAUGGGUUUAUGCGUAAAAAUGAGAGUGUAAAAGUGGAGCGAUGUCUGCGUGAACUAGGAGUUCGUUUGCACGUCAUUAAUGCAACACACCAGUUCCGACAAGGCAGCACGGUGGUGCGCGACGCGGGUGGUCGGACGCGGCACACGCCUCUGCUGUGUCACACCACGGCGCCAGAGGACAAGCGCCGUAUCAUCGGCGACGUGUUUGUGCGCGUCGCGGAGCACGCCGUGCGGGACGUGCUGCAUUUGCAAGAGGAACAAGUGCUGCUCGGCCAAGGCACUCUGCGACCUGACCUGAUAGAGUCCGCGUCGGCGCUGGCUUCAGGCGCGGCGGCCGCUAUAAAGACGCAUCACAACGACACGGAGUUAGUCCGUGCUUUAAGGCAGAGGGGACGCGUCGUUGAACCGCUGCGGGAUUUCCACAAGGACGAGGUACGUCAGCUGGGCACAGAGCUGGGCUUGCCGCCCGCGCUGGUGGAGAGGCAGCCGUUCCCGGGGCCCGGGCUCGCCGUGCGCGUGCUGUGCCAGGACGAACCCUACGCCGACCGGGACUUUGCCGAAACACAGGUCAUAGUGAAAAUAAUGGUGGAAUACGCGUCGAUGUGCGUAAAAUCCCACGCGUUACUGGGCCGAGUGUCCAACGCGACCACUCCGAACGAGCAGACAGAGCUUAAACGUAUCUCGUCGUCUUCACCCAUAGCGGCCACUCUACUGCCAGUGCGCUCUGUCGGAGUACAAGGCGACUGUCGGACAUACAGCUACGCGGUAGCUCUGUCCACUGAGCGCUACCCACCUGAUUGGAAAGACAUGCACUACCUCGCCAAGAUCAUACCGCGCGUCUGCCAUAACGUCAACAGGGUGUGCUACGCAUUCGGCGGUCUGAUCAAGGAGCAAGUGACGGACAUCACGCCCACUUUCCUAUCGCAGCAGGUCAUAUCGACCAUCCGGCAGGCCGACGAUCUCGCCACGCAGGUGCUGAUAUCCUCGGGCUGCAUGUCCCGGAUCGCGCAGAUGCCGGUAGUGAUGAUCCCGGUGCACUUCGACCGCGACGCGGGGCUGCGCGCGCCGUCGUGCCAGCGCUCGCUAGUGCUGCGCCCCUUCAUCACCAACGACUUUAUGACCGGCAUCGCGGCCCUGCCCGGCUCUGAUGCCAUGCCGCAAGACGUGGUGGACCGCAUGCGCAAGGAGCUGCUGUCAGUGCCGGGCGUGUCGCGCGUGCUGUACGACCUCACGCCCAAGCCGCCCGCCACCACCGAGUGGGAAUGAUCCGCGCUUUUCUAUCUUUUGUACUGAACGACGCGCCGGGCAGUGGUCGCACCCCAUACACUCCGAAUACCACAUCAUCCUGAUCAACCCAUCGCCGGCCCACUACUGAGAACGAGCACAGUUCACGACAGUUAGGGAACUUGUAUCAAAACGUUAACGCAGGCGUCAAAUGUUCCUACGUUUGACGCUAGGUAGCCUAUGAAAAACGCCUAUUUUUCUAUGAUUUCACGUCACCCAUAGCCUAAUAUUUGAUUUCGUCUAUUCAGGAUCAAACCAAGAGUUCCUUCACUGUAGUUUACUCACCACGGGAAAGAAAAGGGUUUAAGCCAUAGUCCGCCACGCUGGCCAAAUGCAGGCGUA